GGACGCGAUUUUUUUCGUCACCCAUAUUCAUUUGCCUUUUUGAGGAAAAGAGGGACAAAAAAAAAAGAAACGAACCACUUGUUGUUUCUUCCUAAAUACACUACUUACUAUGGUGACGACGUUGGAUCAGCACGAACAUCAUUCAAGUGGAGGCGAACAACUUGUCGAUGCUUCUACGAUCAAUACUUCGGCUGCUAGUAGGACUACACCAUGGCCACAAAGUCCCGGUCCCACCACCAGCACCACCAGCACCACGGCGACGGCGACGGCGGCGUUGCACAAUUCUACUAUGGACGAUAGAUUCUCCUCGAUACAAUCCCCAUCUCCAUCUCAGGGGGAUACGUUGAGAUCGCUUCUGGAAGCUGAGAAGACGAACGGUUUGAAGGUCGGUAUGCGAUGCGCAUCCGAAAGUUCGGCUGUGUUGGGUUCGCAGUUAUAUAUGGGGACUAUCCGGUAUAUUGGACCUAUCAAAGUUCCGUCGAAGCCGGAGACGGGGUGUGUCAGUCGUGAUGGUGGUAGUAGUGCUGACGUUGGUGGCGUCGGUGGCGUCGGUGGCGGCACUGGCACUGGCACUGGCACUGGCAGUUGUGAUAACGGGAACGCUCAGGACGAUAGUGAUGACGAAUUACCGGAACUUUUGCGUCCAAGUAGACUCCUUAGUCGUCUUCGAGUGUCGGGGUUCGACGAGAGUGGUGAACCGAUUUUCAUGGGGCCUGAUGAAGAGUUGGAAGGUGUGGAGAAGGACGUGGAAGUUAUGUGGGUAGGGAUAGAGUUCGACGAUCCCGUUGGAAAGAACAACGGAAGUCCAUCUGCUAACGUUAUCCUUUCAUUUCUUUCCUCCCAUUCAACGCGCACUUGUACUCCACCAACCGAUCCCGACUACUGCUAACGCUAUGAUAACGACGACUCCACCCCAUCACCGCCGCCAUUCUUCAUCGAUUUGGCAUUGGGCGAUCAAAGGGAUGUCAAGGCAUUUACGAAUGCGCGGUC
Molecule: messenger RNA, 990 nt
Organism: Cantharellus anzutake
Lineage: Eukaryota; Fungi; Basidiomycota; Agaricomycetes; Cantharellales; Hydnaceae
Exons: 4
Coding region: 110-889 (259 amino acids)
Source: RefSeq, a predicted model, not a curated record